Messenger RNA from Galendromus occidentalis (western predatory mite), 2382 nucleotides. RefSeq names its product cGMP-dependent 3',5'-cyclic phosphodiesterase. The transcript has 14 exons. Gene Ontology annotation, biological process: signal transduction. The record is from RefSeq and is a predicted model, not a curated record. Bases 1 to 2340 code for a protein of 779 amino acids. Lineage: Eukaryota; Metazoa; Arthropoda; Arachnida; Mesostigmata; Phytoseiidae. Gene Ontology annotation, molecular function: protein binding; 3',5'-cyclic-nucleotide phosphodiesterase activity.
AUGGCGAGCCCGCCGGCGGACUUUCACGUUGACCAUGUCGGGCUACCGCGAAGAAGGGCCAGCGACACUGUGGCGACUAGUCCGUUACAGUUCCAAUUAGCCCACCAUUAUCACGUCAAACGUGUGCGUUCUUCAUUUUCAGGCAGUCUAUGCGAAUCAACGAGUCGGGAGGUGUUUUCCAAAAUCAACCGAUAUUUGACAACAUGCACUGGUGCGGGUUUCGCUUUCAUACUCACCGCAGAACAGGAGGAUUUGGCGUGCCGGAUGGUGAACGAUGGCCCUGUCGAGGGCGCGCAGGAGGAAGUCUUCACAAUGGCCCACGGAGCACAACUCGUAGCGCUUCUCCAGCAGCAGAACUCUCUCCAACUGCACGAAAUCCCUCAGGUGAUAUCAGAGGAAUUUUGUCAGCUGAUCGGAACUUCACUGAUGAACACCCUGCUAGUUCCGGUAUACCAUCCGACGAACUCUGAUAGACUCACACUGGUAGCAUGCGUAGCCAACAAGAGCUCGUCGCAGUUCGACGAACAGGAUCGAGUCAGGGUCUCCGACUGCAUGAAGGCUGUAUCACCGAUGAUCCUCCGAACCAUGGCCUACGAGGAAGAGAAACGGCUCCGGGAGGAAUGCAAGAGUCUCUUGACGGUUGCAAAAAAUCUCUUCACCCAUCUCGAUGACGUCACAUUGCUCCUCCGCGAAAUCAUGACCGAUGCUCGCGAUCUCACGCGAGCCGAGAGAUGCUCCCUGUUUCUGCUUGAUAAAGAACAGAAGGAGUUAGUGGCCAAGGUAUUCGACGGUGAUCUCGCUGAAGACGGUCAGGAAACCUGCCACGAGGUUCGAAUUCCGGUCGACCAAGGAAUAGCGGGCCAUGUCGCCACCACCGGUGAAAUUCUCAACAUACGAGACGCUUACAACCACCCGCUCUUCUACCGGGGCAUGGACGAAGUCACCGGUUUCAAAACUAGAAAUAUACUCUGCUUCCCCAUAAAAGAUGACCAGGAAGUCAUUGGAGUGGCCGAGUUGUGUAACAAGGUGAACGGGAAAUGUUUUUCGUUCUUCGACGAGGAAAUGGCAAAGGCGUUUUCGAUUUACUGCGGUAUCUCCAUCAUGCAUUCGUUAAUGUGGAAAAAGGUGCGCGAUGCACAGCAUCGUUCUCGGUUAUCAAAUGAACUGAUGAUGUACCAUAUUCUGGUGCCCGACGAAGAGGUCCAUCAACUAGUGACCUUAAUCGGCAAUGAUCUCGUCCCGAAACCUCACGAGCGUUUCCACCCGUCGUUCGAAACUUUCCGCGGGGUCCCUCGGGGGAUACCUGACAGAGAUACUCCACUGGCUGUGGUGACGAUGUUCGAAGAUCUCGGUUUCAUUCAUCGGUGGCGGAUUUCGAGAACAACCUUGGCGCGAUUCACUCUUAUGGUUCGAAAGGGAUACAGAGAUCCACCUUAUCACAACUGGACACACGCGUUCGCCGUAGCCCACUAUAGUUAUCUCCUGAUAAAGAAUUUGCAUCUCGACCGAGAAGGUUACCUCACGGAUAACGAGGCGCUGUCACUGUUCGUGGCCUGUCUGUGUCAUGAUUUGGAUCAUAGGGGCACAACAAACACUUUCCAAGUGAAUUCGAAAAGCAUCCUGGCCUCGCUCUACUCAUCUGAAGGCUCCGUGAUGGAGAGGCACCACAUCGCUCAAGCCAUGGCCAUUCUCAAUACCGAAGGAUGCAACAUCUUCGAAAAUCUUGAAUGCCACGAAUAUUCGAAGAUUCUCGAGAACAUCGGUCACAUCAUCCUCGCGACAGAUUUGAGUCACCAUUUUAAAAUCCUGCCAUCUCUUGGCCGAAUGGUGAAAUCGUUCAACAAGAAGGAUCCGGCUCAUCAUUCGCUUCUAAUGUGUCUCCUAGUAACGUCGUGCGACCUUUCUGAUCAAACGAAAGAUUGGAGAGCGACGAAGCAAGUGGCCGAGUUAAUCUACAAGGAAUUCUUCUCACAGGGUGAUCUGGAGAAAGCGAUGGGUAUCAAUCCGGACAAGAUGAUGGAUCGUGAGAAGGCAUUCAUUCCUGAGCUCCAGGUCCAGUUCAUCGAAGGCGUCGUGCGACCGGUUUUCGUCCUGCUCGCCGAACUUUUCCCCGGGUCCGAAGGUACUCAGCAGAGCCUACAGGCUGUCACGGAUAUUCUUCUGUUCUGGCAGAAAUUCCGGGAGAUUUACCUCACAAAGUACGGAACGCAUCACGGAUGCUCGUUGAGUAUCUUCCAAGAUCAGCAGCUCGAGAAGGAAGUUGUGACCAGUUUGCAGCUUCAAAACACCAGGAAACGCAACUUUCACGAGGAAUCGGUUUCACCAGACUCUGCUUCGUGACAUGAUCGAGCUCGCAGCGCAAUAGCCCGUAGCAUCCAAUCC